AUGCCUUCACCAAUAUUCAAUAAGGGAGCCCGUCAUCCAGAGGCUCUCCACACCCGCAAGCCUUCCCUCACCAACUCAGUCUCCAGCAGCGACUCCUCAUCAACACAAUCAACCCGCUCAACAGCAACUAUGCGCCACACAAGAGUCCUCGACUUUGAUCCUCUCUCACUACACCCGACCUUCCACGCACCACCAAGGCUCUACGAGAGACCCUUUAUCCACAACUCCCAGUCCAUCGAGGACGAGGUCAUCAACUCGUACUUCUCCAGCCAGGAGGCAGCCGCAGCCGCCGAAAACAAGGCGAAGGCCUCCUUCGCCGCCGCCAUCCCCGACAUGCCCGUACCGCCCGUCGACUCGCCGCGGACGCCGAUCCAGCAGCAGGAGAGAUCCCGAGAACACGCCGCCGAGGGUGACGACUACUUCCUCUUCAAGGUCCAGCAGCACAUUGCCUCAACGAGACCGCAGCUGCCGCGCUCUCACUGGUCUGAGUCUACCAUUAACACCUUGGCAUCUCAGCAUGACGACGAUGACGAAGACGACCAGGACUCCUCCGAGGACGGCAGCUUUGUCGACGAGGAGAGGCCCGUGAGAGAAUCCCAGUGGCGGAACUUCUCAAUCAAGCGCAGCUCGCCUUCGACUGUGCGACGACCGGCAAUGAAGUCUCUCGAUAGCGUCGAGGACUUUAUCAAGCGCGGCGGCUGGAAGAGGCGCGGCAUUGUCUUUGGGCAAGAAAGUGCCCGAACUUCCAACACAUUGUUUUAA
Molecule: messenger RNA, 762 nt
Organism: Colletotrichum fioriniae
Lineage: Eukaryota; Fungi; Ascomycota; Sordariomycetes; Glomerellales; Glomerellaceae
Source: RefSeq, a predicted model, not a curated record